Striga asiatica is the source of this 1762-nucleotide messenger RNA. The record is from the annotation of a GenBank genome assembly. Lineage: Eukaryota; Viridiplantae; Streptophyta; Magnoliopsida; Lamiales; Orobanchaceae.
CCUCAUUAGGGUUUAACAGUCGCAUUAUCCAACAUUUCAACUCAGGAAACAAAAAGUUAUCUGUAAACGCUGUGGGGAGUUAUGGAAGAUGGCAGAGGGGAAGGAGAGAGACUAACGCUUGUGGUUAGAAAGCCCUGUUUUGGGCUGCCCACCGCCUGCCCGAGGUGCUUGCCCGUCUACAUUUAUCUAAAAUUUUCCAAGAGCCCAUUUGAUUUGGAGUACAAUGGCAUUCGCCCUGAUUCUGAUCAAAUACCCUUUGUUGAAUCCGGUGAUUACGUGGCCUAUGAUAACGAGAAAGGUGGAGUCAUUCAGAAAUUGAAGGAAGAUGGCAUUAUUGAUUUGGACUCUGGGAUCAGCGGUGUACCCGAAUGGGUGUCUGUAAGGGCGAUGGUUGAGUCGUGGCUUGCAGAUGCAGCGAUGUAUGAGCUCUGGUUGGGGUCUGAGGUUAAGUCAGCUCAGAAGAUCUAUUACUCUGACCUCCCUUGGCCAAUAGGGAAAUUUCUGUACCAUAAGCAAGUUCGUGUUGUGAGACAAUAUCUUGGGAUCACGCCAGAAAAUGCAGAAAGAAGAGAAGAAGAGAUAUACGGCAAAGCAGUCCAGGCUUAUGGUGCACUAUCAUCUUUGUUAGGGGAACAGUCGUUUUUCUUUGAAAGCAGGCCAACGAGUUUGGAUGCAGCUUUUCUUGGGCAUGCGCUCUUUACCCUGCAUGCAUUACCUGAAACAUCGGUUCUAAGAAGCAAGCUCUUGGGUCAUGCUAAUCUCGUUAGUUAUGCCGAGAAUCUCAACACUGAGUACCUAAAUGCAACUUCAUCAUCCUCAUCAGUCCCCAAGACAGAUCCCUCAUCAUCUUCAAGGCGUAGCUCUUCACACUGGAGAUCAAAACCUAAGAGCAAACCUAAAAGGGAGAAGACAGAGGAUGAAAAGAAGUUCAGAAGGCGGGCCAAAUACUUUCUGGCAACUCAACUUGUGGCCGUUCUGAUUUUUGUCUCUUUACUUGGUGGGUCUAAUGAUGCUGAUGUGGAGCUUGGGGACGACAAUGACGUGGAUUACGAGUAGGAAUCAACUUGCCAUGUAGACAUUUUCGGGCUUUCAAUGGGAACGAUGAUGACAUUGAUUACGAGUAGGAAUUGACUUGAUGUGCAGGUUUUUUCGGGUUUUCACUGCUUGAUUACUUGUUUUGCGCGCUCGAGAUUUGAAAGUUCAUGCAUAUAUACUAGUCAUUGAAUAUUGGGCCAAACUGUGAUUGUGCAUCCUGAAGUAUGUUGAAUGAUUGGAGUUGAGGGAUGAUGCCUUAUUUCGCAAUUUGGGCAAACAUUUGCUUGGCAAAUAUACUGCUAAUUAAUAGGGUAAAGGCGGGUCUCGGUCCCAGCAUGGAGUAAUAUUGUUCUCUAUCAUGUCUGUUUUGCAAUUUACAUGAUGAAAAAUUUAUAGAUUAUAUGCAUGUGAAUAGUGCACUCAUAAAUCUAGUUGAAAAUUGAAAAGCUUAUACUUGAUAAGUUAGCUCAUAAUUUAUGAUAGUGGGGGUUCUAGUAGACGAUGAUUUUGAUCAUCGACAAUGUGAGGACGGGGUGACUGUCGGUGGUGGUGCUUUUGUCGAGGCAUUGGAUUUUAGAGGCUGAGAACAUCUCCCUCUGUGGUCCCGACUGGCGGGGACAGAGGAGAUGAUCUUUUGGGUUGGGACCCUCUUUGAAAAAUAAUAUAAGUCUUGAGGACUUAUCUAUAAUUUCAAAACCUUAAAUAUUUACACAUUUGUUCGUCGGCA